This is a messenger RNA of Durusdinium trenchii, 1440 nucleotides long. The record is from the annotation of a GenBank genome assembly. NCBI's taxonomy places the organism in Eukaryota, Dinophyceae, Suessiales, Symbiodiniaceae.
GCCUGACCAAACAAUCAAGCAGCUCUUUCGGGAACAGUGCCAAGGCCCCCCAGGCCUCCUCGAGCAGAUUUGUGCCUUGAAUUCGGACAUGCGCAUCAAUGACCAUACAACCGUAGAGCAGAUUGCCCGGCAAGAGGGCAGUGUCAUCCCUUCUUUCCAUGCUGAGGACCGUGGAGAAGUUGACCAGAUUCUGCAUAUUGAGAUGCCAACCUUCGACACCAUUGUGCAGACCUCUAUAUUCUGGGACAUUCGGCAUGCCAUCCAAACACUGCAAGAUGGCGGAAGCAACACAGCAUCCAAGCUGUCAAUUGUGAUCUUGCCAGAGCAAUUUUCAUUGACAGUUUACAUCCCACGGGCUCACCACAAGUGUUUGAUCGAGAAGAUUGGCGAGCUCCCAGCCAUCAGAAGUCGUAACAAAACUUCGAUCAUCGUGCCAGGGGAGAACUCCACUACACUCAUGGUCUCAGAAGCACACGACUGUGAUGAGAAUCAGAUGUGCGAUGUCAUCUUUCGAGUUCCUCAAGACCUCAUUAUCUGUGGAGCCACUCUGCAAUCCGACCGAAUUCCAGAUGCCAUUCAGCUCAGUCAACAUGAUGCUCAACUCCGGGUUGAUUUGAUCAAUGGGACUCACAGACCAGCCAAUGAUCUCCGACUUCGCUGUGGUGAUGUCAUUGACCUGUGUGUGAAAUCAACAAUCCAUGCAGGCUGGAUGACGUCUGACGAGCUUGAUAUUGCACUUGAGGCCCCCAGAGCACUCAAUCCAAUGACAUUAUUUUGUGCUCCUGCUUCCUGGAAUGUUGGCGCCUCGCACCUCCAUUUCUACAACGACAUCAUUCCGGACUAUAGAGCAUACAACCAAGUCAUUUGGAUUAUUGAGGUCGAUCAGCACUGGGUUCAAGCGGAAGCCUACCUUCAUGAAGAGGCCUCCAACUUUGCGUUCACCUUUCCUGCUGAAAGUCGGAUUUUGCUUCAGCCACUUGUCAACCACUUGGUCAACAUUACUGGAGCCCGAGACACGCAGGUUUCUGUGCACUUCUAUGAUCAAGUGGCUCCGCAACACAUGUGCGGCUAUCAUCUCGUUGCUGUCAUCUACCAGAGACUCACUGCCAAUUGUGCUCCGCUACAACCUGCCCAGAGGCGGGUACUCAGCUUUCAUCCGUUGGCAGCUGACUUCGACCGUGCACAGUAUGAAGCCAGAGAACUUUGGAUUGCCGCCCAGGCUCACCCGCAUCUGAUCGAGUUUGCCUCCCGGAUUCGAGCCUGGUACCUCGUCAGAGUUGCGGAGAACCGAUUCCCCAUCCAGUUCAUCGCUGCUGGUGCAGCUCCGGAUGACGAUGUCACCAUGAAGCCAGCUGAAGUCAAGCCUGCAUCCGGAGGGACCUCACGAGCUUCAGCUAGCCCAUCCACCGAGGCCAAGGAUCCAUGGCUCAAAGCUGACCC